AUGCGAAUCCUCUUCCUCUUCAUUCUCAUCGCUCUGCAACAAUACGUCGACAGUCGCGGAGGUCGAAGAGGAGGAAAGGGCAAAGGGAAGAGUAAUCUGCAAUUCGCACAAGUAGCCGAGUUCUCAUUGAUCCAAACACAACUAGCCGACAAUCGGAGUGCUCAUAUAGUUACUGGUUCGCACUUCAGUCAAACAUUUCGUCUUGGAUAUAAGUUGAUUCUUAUUUGCAAAGCAAAAGGAGAACCACGACCGACGAUCAAAUGGUAUAAGGAAGGCGCAGAGCUUCACCCAAAACAUAACACUCAUUACUAUGAGAAACCUCUUGGCGAGGACAUGCUCUGGAGUAAAUUGGAAAUAGAUCCGGCAACGAUGGGUGACCAAGGGGUGUACGCAUGUGUAGCAAAUAACCAGCAUGGAGUGAUGGCAAAGAACUUCAAAGCUGAAUAUACAUAUUGA
This is a messenger RNA of Haemonchus placei, 456 nucleotides long. The record is from the annotation of a GenBank genome assembly. NCBI's taxonomy places the organism in Eukaryota, Metazoa, Nematoda, Chromadorea, Rhabditida, Trichostrongylidae.